Messenger RNA from Etheostoma cragini (Arkansas darter), 2459 nucleotides. RefSeq names its product inositol monophosphatase 1-like. Lineage: Eukaryota; Metazoa; Chordata; Actinopteri; Perciformes; Percidae. The record is from RefSeq and is a predicted model, not a curated record. The coding region runs from base 274 to 1113 and encodes 279 amino acids. Gene Ontology annotation, molecular function: inositol monophosphate 1-phosphatase activity. Gene Ontology annotation, biological process: inositol metabolic process; phosphatidylinositol phosphate biosynthetic process; signal transduction. The transcript has 8 exons.
CAGUUUAUUCGUUCAAAAGAGCUAACGUUAGCGUUAAUUUAGCUGACAACUUUUGCAUCGUGAUAACAGAUUGAACCUGUCUUGCUUCUUAAUUACCUUUUCCAGCCAGCUGCUCAUCGGCUGUAAAUGUAACCGCUACUUUCAAUGUAAAUUAACCUUCUGUGUCGCUUUUCCUUAACAGGAACCUAACGUUACAAUCUGUAACUAACGCUAUCUGGGAAUAUAACAUUAUUCAAGGUUACUCCUCAUCCCUAACUUUAGUCCCGAAUCAACAUGAGUGAUCCUUGGCAAGAGUGCAUGGAUCACUGUGUGGAGGUCACCAAAAAGGCUGGGAGGAUGAUCCGCGAGGCGCUCCAGAAAGACAUCACCGUCAUGCACAAGAGCUCACCAGUUGACCUGGUGACUGAGACGGACCAGAAAGUGGAACAGCUCAUUAUCGCCUCCAUCAAGGAAAAAUACCCCACUCAUAGCUUCAUAGGUGAGGAGUCAGUAGCAGCAGGCGCUCCCAGUGUUCUAACGGACAAUCCUACAUGGAUCAUCGACCCUAUUGAUGGUACCACCAACUUUGUUCACAGGUUCCCAUUUGUGUCUGUAUCAAUUGGCUUCACUGUGAAGAAAGAGAUAGAGUUUGGGGUUGUCUACAGCUGCAUCGAGGACAAAAUGUACACAGCACGGAAAGGGAAUGGGGCAUUCUGCAAUGGAGACCCGAUUAAAGUGUCAGGACAAGAAGAUAUAAGCCAAUCUCUGGUACUAACAGAAAUGGGCUUCAGGAAGAAUCCGGAGCAUUUCAAAACAAUGUUGGCCAACAUCAAGACCAUCCUCACCAUCCCUGUGCAUGGUAUCCGCUCCCCAGGCAGUGCAGCUGUCAACAUGUGUUUGGUAGCGUGCGGAUCGGCUGAUGCUUACUACCACAUGGGCAUCCACUGCUGGGACAUGGCUGGAGGGGCAGCGGUUGUUACUGAAGCUGGAGGAGUUAUCAUGGACAUUUCAGGUGGACCGUUUGAUCUGAUGUCCCGGAGGCUGAUCAUCGCCAGCAGCAGAGCUAUAGCAGAACGCAUCGCUAAGGAGAUAACCGAGUUUCACGUCGGGAGGGACGACACAGUUGGCGAGUAAAUUUCCAUCAAUACUUCUACCAACUUUUCAGAUAUUAAAUCACCUGUCUGACUCCAUUUACUGUAAGAAGUCACAAUUCCGUCUUUGCCUUAAUAAUAAUAAUAAUAAUAAUAAUAAUAAUAAUAAUAAUAAUAAGAACCAAAACAAUACACUUACCUCUCAAUAACUAUACACUGAAGUUUGUUAGUCAGCCUUUAAGACUUUCAGCCUUAUUUCUGCUUUCUUUACAAGUCAUUGUUGUGAUUGUGUACUUUUACAGAUUCAGACUUUUUAUUCUGCUGUAACUCAAUGAUAUUGUUUGUGAUGAGGGUAUUAUGCCAUUAUUUAUUCUUUAUAUUAGGACUGGGUCAUAUGUCCAAAUCUUCUUGGUAACGAUAUAUAUCACAAGCAGGUUUCCUGAUAGUUCAAUAAAUAAAUAAAUUGUCUAGAUGAAAAUAACCACAUGGUAAAGCCUAUUUUGUACACUCCUGUGGGAAUUAUAUACUGAGAAAUGAUGAGUAUUUUCUCAUUUUAUUAGGAACUUCAGUGCAAAAAAAAAAACAUAAUGUGCAAGGAUCCGAGCGUAAAGCGCCGUCCGAAUUACGUAAAUAUUGUCGUUACACUGUUCAGCCGUUUUUCCUUUUUUUUUUUCAACGUAUAGAAACGCAAUAGAAAUGAUACAUAUGAUGGAUCACGCUGCAUAUUGUCAUAUCCCUCAGCACUUAUCUGUAAUUAGUAAUGUGGACAAUGCAGAACAAGACUAAGGAAUUUCAGUCUCACAGCACAACACAAAACGUCACUUCCGAGUAGACAGCUGAAAACAGAAGUUGAUUUAAAAUUUUUGAGAUAUGUAAUGUAGGCCAACUUGUUCAUUUCUGUGUUAAUUUUCAGCCGUAACUGUAAUAUUUAAAGAAAUGCAGUAUAUAGUUGAACACGGUGGUCCGGCCUAUCUGACGUUUUUGCUGUGCUUAUUUUCUGUACUGUGUUUCUUUGCUAUCGUCUUUGACUAAUCUAGUGUUACGAACAACGACAACUCACCACCGGUCGCACUAACUUUCAGUGGUGUCAUUUCCUUUAGUCUGUGGCCCAACCGGUAAACUAGGUCUCCAAGCUAAUGUUAGUGAAAAUGUUGACAUGAAAGAAUUUAAGAUGCACAAAAAGGAAGAAGGAUUAUGACCAAGAAAGUCAUAGAAAAUCAUGUCCAGGCACUCAAGGCUGGUUACAAAAAGUGGUAAAAGGCCUUUAAUAAAUAGGGCAAGACAAUAAAAAUACCCCAACGCGUGUAGGCUUGAGCCUUCCUCAGGGUGUGGUAUGUGUAUGAAUUUUAGAUGAUUGAGAUUAUAUCCAGUUGUUCCUUGCUCCCGUUU